UUUGCAGAGACUGCUAAACUGGGGUCUGCUGGGACACACCACUCCCCACCCCCUGCCUCGGGCGCCCUCAGUCACCCGAGCUGGGGGCCCCGCAAAUCUCAGGCCAAGGCCCCGCGCCAUCCGCGCGGUCUGCAGCGCACCCAAACAUGGCCGCCAAACCCAGGUUCCCGGGGCGCAGCCGAGCCUCAGGGUGACGCAGCCGCGGCGGGUUGCAUCAGCCCGCGACCACGUGCAUGGUCCGCCCUCUGCCUCCCGGGUCCGGACGCCGAUUGGGCCACGUUAGGACAGUGUCUCCGCCUCAGCCAAUGGGCGGCAGCCACAGAGGGUUCUGUCCGCAGAGCCGGGCGCGGGAAGCCUAUAAAAGGCUCCCGAGACGGGGGCGCGCGCCCCAGAGACGCCAACAGUCGUUGCGGAGUUUGCGGGCGGCUGCGACGCCGCCUGCCUGGCACCUCGGAGCGCAGCUGAGCCCCGACACAGCCGCCGCCAUGGAGUCCGAGCCCGAUCCCGAGCCCGUCACGCUCCUGGUGAAGAGCCCCAACCAGCGCCACCGCGACUUGGAGCUGAGCGGCGACCGCAGCUGGAGCGUGGGCCACCUCAAGGCCCACCUGAGCCGUGUCUACCCCGAGCGUCCGCAUCCAGAGGACCAGAGGUUAAUUUAUUCUGGGAAGCUGUUGUUGGAUCACCAAUGUCUCAGGGACUUGCUUCCAAAGCAGGAAAAACGGCAUGUUUUGCAUCUGGUGUGCAAUGUGAAGAAUCCUUCAAAAAUGCCACAAAUCAGUGCCAAGGUGGCUGAAUCCACAGAGCAGCCCACUGGUUUUAAUCAGGGACAGUAUCCUGGGGAUUCCUCAAAUGAUGAUUUAAGGCAAAGGGAAGUUUUUCGGAACCUUUCUUCCCCUGGAUGGGAAAACAUCUCAAGGCCUGAAGCUGCCCAGCAGGCAUUCCAAGGUCUGGGUCCUGGUUUCUCCAGUUACACACCCUAUGGGUGGCUUCAGCUUUCCUGGUUCCAGCAGAUGUAUGCACGACAGUACUACAUGCAAUAUUUAGUGGCCACUGCUGCAUCAGGGGCUUUUGUUCCACCACCAAGUGCACAAGAGAUACCUGUGGUCUCUGCACCUGCUCCAGCCCCCAUUCACAACCAGUUUCCAGCUGAAAACCAGCCAGCCAAUCAGAAUGCUGCUCCUCAAGUGGUUGUUAAUCCUGGAGCCAAUCAAAAUUUGCAGAUGAAUGCACAAGGUGGCCCUAUUGUGGAAGAAGAUGAUGAGAUAAAUCGAGAUUGGUUGGAUUGGACCUAUUCGGCAGCUACAUUUUCUGUUUUUCUCAGUAUCCUCUACUUCUACUCCUCCCUGAGCAGAUUCCUCAUGGUCAUGGGGGCCACUGUCGUUAUGUACCUGCAUCACGUUGGGUGGUUUCCGUUUAGACCAAGGCCAGUUCAGAACUUCCCGAAUGAUGGUCCUCCUCCUGAUGAUGUAAAUCAGGACCCCAACAAUAACUUACAGGAAGGCACUGAUCCUGAGCCUGAAGACCCCAACCACCUCCCUCCAGACAGGGACAUACUAGGUGGCGAGCAGACCAGCCCCUCAUUCAUGAGCACAGCAUGGCUUGUCUUCAAGACUUUCUUUGCCUCUCUUCUUCCAGAAGGCCCCCCAGCCAUCGCAAACUGAUGGUGUUUGUGCUGUAGCUGCUGGAGGCUUUGACAGGAAUGGACUGGAUCACCUGACUCCAGCUAGAUUUCCUCUCCUGGAUAUGGCAGUGAUGAGUUCUUAAAAAAACAACAUGGAUGAUGAUAUGCUUUUGUGAUCAAGCAAAAGCAGAAACGUGAAGCCGCGAUACAAACUGAUGAACAAAAAAUGCCCAAGGCUUCUCAUGUCUUUAUUCUGAAGAGCUUUAAUAUAUACUGUAUGUAGUUUAAUAGGCACUGUAAGUAGAAGGCCUUAGGUGUCGCAUGUUUAUGCUUGAGGAACUUUUCCAGAUAUGUGUGUCUGCAUGUGUGUUUGUACAUAGACGUCAUAGAUGCAGAAAUGGUUCUGCUGGUACGAUUUGAUUCCUGUUGGAAUGUUUAAAUUACACUAAGUGUACUACUUUAUAUAAUCAAUGAAAUUGCUAGACAUGUUUUAGCAGGACUUUUCUAGGAAAGACUUAUGUAUAAUUGCUUUUUAAAAUGCAGUGCUUUAAAGUGAGGGGAACUUUGUGGAGGUGAAAACCUUUGCUGGGUUUUCUGUUCAAUAAAGUUUUACUCUGAAUGACCCUAGCAGA
Messenger RNA from Cebus imitator (Panamanian white-faced capuchin), 2253 nucleotides. RefSeq names its product homocysteine inducible ER protein with ubiquitin like domain 1 (gene HERPUD1). NCBI's taxonomy places the organism in Eukaryota, Metazoa, Chordata, Mammalia, Primates, Cebidae. The transcript is spliced from 8 exons. Gene Ontology annotation, biological process: ubiquitin-dependent protein catabolic process; negative regulation of endoplasmic reticulum stress-induced intrinsic apoptotic signaling pathway; endoplasmic reticulum unfolded protein response. Bases 234 to 1661 code for a protein of 475 amino acids. Gene Ontology annotation, cellular component: endoplasmic reticulum membrane. Gene Ontology annotation, molecular function: transmembrane transporter binding. The record is from RefSeq and is a predicted model, not a curated record.